Messenger RNA from Sipha flava (yellow sugarcane aphid), 1738 nucleotides. RefSeq names its product cytochrome P450 4V2-like. NCBI's taxonomy places the organism in Eukaryota, Metazoa, Arthropoda, Insecta, Hemiptera, Aphididae. The transcript is spliced from 11 exons. Gene Ontology annotation, molecular function: heme binding; iron ion binding; oxidoreductase activity, acting on paired donors, with incorporation or reduction of molecular oxygen. The record is from RefSeq and is a predicted model, not a curated record. The coding region runs from base 122 to 1642 and encodes 506 amino acids.
GUCUAUGUAUGACAAAUAAAGACAACGUUUGGUGCGUCUCAUGUGUCCUCUUGCUAUACACGUGUAUAACUAUUAUUUAUAUCACUGACUGAAUUCUAUCGUGUUAAAAAAUAUAUGAAAAAUGAUCGAUUUAAAUGUUUACAAUCUUGUGUUGUACCCACUUACAGGUUUAAUAUUGUAUUUGGUGUACUUACGGCUCCAGAAACCGCUGGAAUAUCGGCAAGUUUCUUCGCAGGUACCUUCGGUCACUAAAACCUUUUGGAGCGAAAUAAAGUUUUCGUGGAACAUAGCGAUGAAACACCCUAAAGAAUUUUUACCACUUUACAUGGAAAUAUUCAAAAACAACGGUCCGAUAGUUCAUAUGAAUAUUGCUGGACGAUCAUACGUUUUACUAAAUGACCCAGACGAUAUAAAAGUUCUGUUAUCCAGUGCACAAUAUAUCAACAAAGGUCCCGAGUAUGACAUGUUAAGACCUUGGUUAAACGAUGGCCUUUUAUUAAGUACAGGUUCGAAAUGGCAAAACCGACGAAAACUCCUUACAAACACGUUUCACUUCAAAACGUUAAGUAUGUAUAAUCCUUCACUUAAUAAUCAUUCACGGACUUUAGUGAAAAAACUAUUGGAAGCAUCUGCACUUAAUGAAGAGAUAUGCAUAGCGGAAUACAUAACACUGUGCUCCUUAGACAUGAUGUGUGAAACAAUCAUGGGUACUGAAAUGAAAGCUCAAGAAGGUAAAUCAGUUGAAUACGUUAAUGCUAUAAAAAGUGCUUGCAGAUCAGUGAUUAACCGAGUUUAUAGGUUUUGGCUAUGGAAUGAUACGAUUUUCAAAAUAAGCGAAUGUGGUCAAACGUUCUAUAAAUCUAUCAAAGUUCUACACGAUUAUACCGAUAAUGUGAUUAAAAGUAAGCGAAUUUUGUUAAAGAACACAGAAAAUCGAUCAGAAAGCAAACAUGAAAAAACGCAGAAGAAAUCGUUCUUGGAUUUACUUUUAAACGUUCUGAAAGAAUACCCGGAGCAAAUGACCGACAAAGACAUUAAAGAAGAAGUGGAUACAUUUCUUUUCGAAGGACACGACACGACUUCGUUCGCAAUGACCAUGACUAUAGUGUUACUUGGGAUCUAUCAAGACAUUCAAGCCAGAGCCAGAGAGGAGCUUCGCGGUAUUUUUGGUGACUCCGACAGAGAUGUAACGAUGGAAGACUUGAACGCCAUGCGAUAUGUUGAAGCGGUUAUUAAAGAAUCGCUACGGCUGUAUCCCAGUGUACCGGCAUUUACGAGAGAACUGCAAACCACGUUAAAACUAAAGAACUAUAAUAUUCCUCCAAUGACAGCAAUGGUGAUAUAUCCUUAUAUUCUACAUCGGAAUGAAGAAAUAUAUCCUAACCCUGAAAAAUUCAUUCCCGAUAGAUUUUUAGACCAAGACAAUAAAUCAAAAUUUUUAUAUGGAUAUCUUCCGUUCAGCGCUGGUGCGAGGAACUGUAUUGGACAAAAAUAUGCCAUGAACCAAAUAAAAACAGUUGUAUCGACUGUAUUGCGAAACACGAAAAUCGAAUCAAUGGGAAACAAAGAAGACAUCGAAGUCAGUAUGCAAUUGAUCACUAGAAUUGAGUCACUUCCGAAAGUUAAAUUUUAUAAGAUUUAAUUAUGUCUAACGUUUACAUGAUGAAUUUUAUACACAGAGUACUUAACUAAUCAAAACUAUAACUUUUAUAUUAUACUAUUUAUAGUAUAUAACAAC